Messenger RNA from Ruditapes philippinarum (Manila clam), 2658 nucleotides. RefSeq lists its product as uncharacterized. Gene Ontology annotation, molecular function: protein folding chaperone. The record is from RefSeq and is a predicted model, not a curated record. Gene Ontology annotation, biological process: response to heat; protein refolding. The transcript has 2 exons. The coding region runs from base 223 to 1335 and encodes 370 amino acids. NCBI's taxonomy places the organism in Eukaryota, Metazoa, Mollusca, Bivalvia, Venerida, Veneridae.
AAUGCUACACAGCACAUACUCUGCUGUUUCAGUCCAAGGUUUUUUGUAGUAUCUAGGGGAAUAAACUACUUACAUGUGGCACUUGUGAUGCUUGUGUGGUGUUUGUAGAUUUGUUGCUUUUCAAGAGAUUUUUAUGUCUGGAGAUAUCAGAGGAUUUUAAUUAUUGUUUUGGCUGGAUUCUGUCAUCGGUCUUAGUUGAAAAAGUUUGUGUGAUUCGCCGUGAUGGCGCAGAGAAUUCCAAUCUUUAAAGACGAUCUCAGUUUUGCAGAACGCCAGAGCCGAGUUUGGGGAGAUAUGGAGCGGGACUUGGAAAGACGCAGACGAGAAUGGGAGGAUGAGAUAGAGCGCAUGCGCAAAGACUUUUUUACUCUUAAACCAGAAGACAAUGGCCGCUUGGAAUCGAUUAGUGAUAAGUUCAAAAUGGGAGAUAGUUUAAAGGAUGAAGCAAGAGGUGUAGUUGAACAAGACGAACAUGGCCAGUCAGUAUUUCGUGUAAGAUUUAAUGUUGCUACUUAUAAGCCGGAUGAGGUGAAUGUUAAGAUAGAUACAAAUAAGUUAAUUGUUCACGCAAAGCACGAGGAAAAGUCUGGAAAUAAAAGUGUAAGUCGUGAGUAUAGCAGGGAGGUAGAUUUACCACGUGAUAUUGAUGCAAUGGCACUUCAAUGUUCUAUCUCGACUGACGGGAUUCUUACAGUUGAAGCACCAAUGCCCGGUCAACAGUUUGGAGCUAUCAAAGAUGGCGGCGCUCCACGUGCUAUUCCUAUGGAUCACAUCAUUCAAACCAGUACUGCACCACCUGUUGCAAGUGGAGCUCGCAAUACUCCACCACCGGUUCAGCCACAGCAUCAGCAAAACCUCCAACAUCAACCACAACAGCCGAAGCAUUCGUCAACCUUCACGACCUUUUUGUCUGGAUCACCAGCGAAAAGUCAGACGACACAACCAGUGACGUCAUUUUCGCCACAAGUUAUCCCGCAGACAAUGUCCUCGCCGCCGCCACCUCCUCCUCCACAGGGGAGCUCCUUCAGCAACAUCCAAGAAUCAGACCGGAAGUUCAAGGUCGAUGUAGAUAUUGAAGAUUUUGCGCCGGAAGAACUUUCAGUAAAAACGGUUGAUAAGAAGUUGGUUAUUAGCGCAAAAAGAGAAGAAAAGCUUGGAAACAGAACGUCGACAAAGGAACUAAACAGGGAAAUACAUCUUCCUGACACCGUUGAUCCGUAUUCUGUAAAAGCUUUCUUUUCUGACUCUGGUAAAUUAAUUGUGGAAGCACCUUACAUAAGGUCUGUACCGAUUUCGCACUAUUCGGAAGGAUUUAGUACCACGGCCGGACGAUAAUGCGGAUUAUUGUGUCGGUGAUUUGAUUCUUAGCCAUUAAACUUGAUUAUGUAGAGACAAACAGUGGUAAAUUACAUGUUAACAAGUAAUUGUAUUCCUUUUUAAAACGAACAAUUCCAGAUAUCUUUAUGAAAAGGAUUGGCAAUAGUGUAUACUUGUGUUUUGAAAUUAUUACAUAGUCUAGUGGAUUGACCGUCAGAUUUUUGAGAUAUAAACGCAAAUAUGAAUGAAGUUUCAUAAUCUAUAUUUUGAGCGGAGACUCUACAAUUGUGACUGAAUAAUGAUUCGGUUCUUUAACAGAAUUUCUUUAUUCUAAAAUGAAUUGAUCAGAAACUGUUAUAGAGGUCAACAAGUUCAUGUGUUCUACACUCUGAGAUUAAAAGUAGUUAUCUUAAUAAAAUAUAAUAUGAUAAUAGUUCAACCUUUUACCUCCUUGAUUUGUGUUAAAGAUCUGCCAUGUUAUCAAUGUUGAACAAUACUUUUGAAAAUUGUAUCAAAAUUGAACUACAUUGUACAAAAGAUCAAUCGUAUCUUCCCGGCCCUUUCCGUCAUAUUUCGGGUCGAGAUGUUCCGAUUGUGUGAUCGGAUGUGCUUUAUAAUGAUGACAAAGGCUAAUUGUUUCCAGUUUCAGGAGGUAAAGGGUUGAGUGUAUAGGAAAGUAUGUUAGAAAUAAGUAGUAUAGUUUCUUUUAUUCCAAGAUUGUUUUCAUUUCUGUAUUUUCUGUGUAUGGACUGACUCACAUAUGUUGUUCAUUUUAAGGUGUGUAGGGAAGUUUAAACUGUUAAGCUUUGAAGCAUUAUUGUUGUAAAGAUGUUUUUUGUUAAAUGGUGACGUCCCAAUACCCUCCACACCCGUUAGAUAAAUGUUCAUUUGUCAAAACUUCAACAGCCUUCAUAUAUCAAUGAUAUUUAUAAACAUGAGAAGCUAUUAACGAACUUGAGUCAUACUUUUAUUACGUUUAACAAUAAUGUUUUAGAUUACUUUGGUAAAAUGGAAAACCCAGAAUUUAUAUGUUUAUGAGUGAAAAAUUAUAAAAUAAAAAUAAAUAAAAGACACAAGUGGUCGAAUCUGUUUGAUUAUCGAUCCGAGUUGAAGCAUUUCAAUACUUGAUUUUGAUUGUUCAAGUUUAAGUAUACAUGCAUGAAUAACUCACUAGAUGUUUAUGAUAAUGCACAAAUGACUAUAUGACAUUUAUAUAAGCAAACAAAUGAAUGUCAUAAUGAUACAUGUCAUUAAGUAGUUAACAAGAUGUAUGUAUGUAUGUUUGUAAAAGAUUAAUAGUUAAUUUUCCAUUCAUUAAAACGUCUUUAUGUCGUUUCUGAA